Molecule: messenger RNA, 1959 nt
Organism: Chara braunii
Lineage: Eukaryota; Viridiplantae; Streptophyta; Charophyceae; Charales; Characeae
Source: the annotation of a GenBank genome assembly
UGGUACCGCCACCCAACCAUACACGAAGGAGGAGGAGGAGAAGAUGGCCGCCAUCCUGCAGGAGAGGAAGGAGAAGAAGGAGGCCAAGAAGAAGGCCUUGAAAGAGGAAUAGGCAGCCAAACUAAAGAACAUGGAAGAAGAGAUGGUCAGGGAGAAAGAGAGGUUGAAAAAGGAAGAAGAAGAGAAGCUGAAGGAGGUGGAUGAAGAAGAGGAAGGACCGCCACUGCAAAAGAGUGGGCAUCACAGCGGCAACAGCAGUGAUGAGACGGAGAAGAAGAUUUCGGCGUGGGUCGCCAACUUAUCCCUGGGUGAGGAGGAAUAGGUUGCUAUGUACAUCGCCAAGGAUGAGCAAGAAGCCGCCAUGAAGAAAUGGGAAGCAGAAGAAGAUGUUCUUACGCGGCGGGCGAUGGAGGAUGAACAGAGGAUGGCGUGGAAGCUCGCAGUGAUGAGGGAGAAGAAGAGAAGAGUGGAGGCGGCGAAUGCAGCAAUGCAAGAACUAGCGGAGGUGAGGACUGCCUUAACAACACAAUUGACUCUGCGAGUAGAUCUCCAACGCAAAGUGGAGAUCAUCGCCCAGAGCUUUGACCGGUUAGCUCAAGUGCAAGAAAAGCACUAUGAGCUUAGUCGCAGCCAGGAGAUAUCCGUGCGUUCGAUGCGAACGGGAUUACGGGAUUUUGCUCGCGGACUAGUAGGCGCUGUGGGAUCCGAGGUGAGUUAUCGCCUCGAGAAGACUGAGCGUUUUUGUAUCGUCGCCAUCGAAGGCGUCAAGGUGGCCGCUCCCAAGGAGGAGAAGGCCCGUCCUCGCAGGGAGCCAGUCAAAGUCAAAUUCCCUGAUUCCUACAGUGGGAAAAGGGAAGAGAACUUUGACAAUUGGGAGGCCAAUGUUAAGACCUAUGUGCAUUUGCAACAGGUCUCCCCGGAUCAGCAGGUCUUAAUUGCGAUCCAUGCACUUAGAGACGAGGCCCCCAGUUUCGCGAGAUCCCCUGUUCGUGUUGCCAAUUGUAGCCGGUGUCUAGACAGCUGUCCCGAGACUGCUUGUGUUAGAGUUUCGCUAGACACCUCCCUCACUGGCGUGGCGGAAGAGUUGAAGGAGAGGAGGCCCGCCUGGGCCAAGAUGAAGAAGGAGAAUAAAGGGCAACUGAUUUUAUUAGAUGCAGAGAUUUUUAGAAGUAGAGUAGGGGCCCUAGUAGACUCAGGGGCCACCCGCAGCUAUAUUGGUAAGCAAGCGCUGCAGAAGUUGAGGCUGGGACUUAAGGUCCAGAAACUGACAGACCUCAUAGUUAGUAUCCUCGCUGACAAUCGUACCAUGGUUGUAGAGGAUUACGUAGAGGGAGUUCAGGCGUAUUUCCGCCUAGAGAAAGAUGGGAAGGUGGAGAAGGUCCUCCACUCCCUGACUCUCCUCGUAGAGGACAGCCUCCCGUUUGAUAUAGUACAGGGAAUGGAUUGGGGAGAGGCAGCCGGGGCAACGCUCCAUCUAAAGGAGCACAAGUGUAAACUCCCUAGUUCUGCAGGCGAGGCUAAGACUGCCCGCCUGUUUCAUGUGUCAGGAGUAGAGAGUUCCUUGGCACAUUGCUGCCUUAGUGCCCCUGCGUUCGUCAGAUUGGUGAAGAAGGAGAAAUUAGAGGAACAGGUCUUUGUUGCCUAUGUUAGGUCCGUCACUGAGCCUACGGAAGAGAAGCCGAUGGACCCUGCGAUUGCCAAGCUGCUGGAGGAGUUUAAGGAUUUGACUGAGACGCCGACAGGCACGGUGCCGCGGCCCAUCCAGCACCGUAUCGAGAUAGAGCCUAGCAGUAGAACUUCGCAAGCAAUUAGACGAGUUCCUCGAGAAGGGUUGGAUUAGGCCCAGUUCGUCUCCUUUCGGAGCGCCUGUCCUCUUUGUUCCUAAGAAAGAGGGAGAGCUGAGAAUGCGCAUAGACUAUAGGGGUCUGAAUGCUAUUACAGUAAAGAAUGCUGAGCCAC